Lindgomyces ingoldianus is the source of this 1086-nucleotide messenger RNA. RefSeq lists its product as uncharacterized. The transcript is spliced from 5 exons. The record is from RefSeq and is a predicted model, not a curated record. Lineage: Eukaryota; Fungi; Ascomycota; Dothideomycetes; Pleosporales; Lindgomycetaceae. The coding region runs from base 1 to 1086 and encodes 361 amino acids.
AUGGCUACACGUUCCGACGUCCAGGUCGCCGCUCUAGCAGCAGGCUUCACCAUUGGAUUUGGGUUUUUGACUGUCUGGGAAGCCAUCAGGCAAACACAGCGCAAUCGGAACCCACUGAGAAGUGUCUACAUUUACAUGGUAUGGGGAGAGAUCGCAGCAAACCUCGCAAUUGGCAUCGUUGGGUGGGUUUUCCUUGACGGAGUGAUUGGACCCACCAUUCCAGUGCUCUUCUUCAUUCUCUUCCUUUGGGUGUUCGAAAUCCAGCUCUUGAUGCAAAUCAUUAUCAAUCGGAUUGCACUCAUUGCAGAACAUCAGAGUACCAUUCGAAAAAUCAAAUGGGGGACUGUGGCUAUCAUAAGUGCUAUCAACAUAGCUGUCUUCUGCAUUUGGAUCCCAUCGCACCUAAACCCACCCGUUAGCCAGCUGGUCAUUAACCAAGUUAGUUAUGUCGAUAUCAAUAAGUACUGGGAUCGAGCGUCGAAAAUCAUUAUCAUGGUUGUGGAUGGUUUGCUGAAUUACUACUUCUUACGCACCGUCAAGAUACGGCUUGUGAAACAACACGGACUCGUCAAAUAUAAGCCUCUCGUUGGCUUCAAUGCGAAGCUCAUGGUCGUUUCCAUUGCCAUGGAUGCAAUGUUAAUCGGUCUCAUGUCUCUUCCCAACCAAGUCGUAUACAUCCAAUUCCAUCCAGUCGCCUACAUGGUCAAGCUCAACAUCGAGAUGUCCAUGGCUUCGCUAGUUGUUCGCCUCGCCAAAGGGAAAACGGAAAAUGACAUGUACGAGGUCCAUUCCUAUCCAGACCCGCAUUCACAACAUCGCUCUAUUCAGCGUAACACACACCUGCCAGCCGAUCCUCACUUCAAUUCCUUCCCACUCGCUUCCACGGCCACCAGCCGAAAGGGGUAUCAUAAUGACAGUAGCAUUGACGGAAAGUAUGGGAUACACUGUCGUACAGACCUGAACAUCGUUGUUGAGGACGUCACGGAACGGGGACAACAAGGAAUAGGUGGAAGUAGAGGAGAUAUAUACGGCGAUGAGACUCCACUCAAUAAGAGUGUAUGCAGGGUGAUUGAGAGACCCCUGUAA